Talpa occidentalis (Iberian mole) is the source of this 2754-nucleotide messenger RNA. Its product is annotated as maestro heat-like repeat-containing protein family member 7. Gene Ontology annotation, cellular component: cytoplasm. Lineage: Eukaryota; Metazoa; Chordata; Mammalia; Eulipotyphla; Talpidae. The record is from RefSeq and is a predicted model, not a curated record. The transcript is spliced from 21 exons. The coding region runs from base 70 to 2643 and encodes 857 amino acids.
GAAGCUGCACCCUUAGGGAGCAACUCACCUCUGGCCUGGUUGCUGCAGGCUACUGCCUGGAGCUUGCAAAUGAGUCGACAGCUUAAGAAGAAAAAACCCAACAGAGUCACCUUUGCACAGUACUUUGACCAUGAAUCCUGGAGUCCUAACUUGACAGGAUUGCACCAAUCUGAAAGAGAAGCCUGUCAGCUCAUUUUGGAAUUUCUAGCUCAACAAUAUGUGUCCGAGUUUGACAAGCUGAAGUUCCUGAAGGCUGUGGAGAUCUUGACUGGCGCUGUUCAUGCCCAGGCACAUGGCAAUAUGAAUGAUUACUUUCCCAAAGCUGUUCUGGCCAGGAGAAUUGAGACACUAAUCCUCGAAGAGUCCACUGAGAUCCUGGUCAGCAGCGUGCGUGUGAAAGCUAUGCUCUGCAUCGUGGCCCUGAGCCAGGUGCACCCACCAUUCUACUUAUGCCAGAAAGUGAACCUGGCGAGCGCUGCUAUCACCAGCAUUUUCCCUCUGCCGCUAACCCUCCCCUCCCUCGACCAGAAGGAGAAAGUCAGUCUCUACAUCCAGACCACGCAGGCCUUAGACGAAAUGUUACAAGCUCUCCUGAUGGACAACAUGGACCCUGAUAUGAUCACGCUGCAGAACUUCCUGGAGGUCCUCUUGCCUUGGUUAACGGAGUCAGAGAAAGAACAUGAACAGACCCGGGCCUUGGGCACUGUUGCCCGACUGCUGAGGUUUAUUUGCAAUUUCCCUGAACUGAAGGCCCUGCCCCUUAAUUGUUGCUUUUGGAUUGGAGGUGUGAAACAGAAAACAGAGACCAUCUUGAAGGAUUUGCAGAAGCAUUUCCGUGGGGAAUGGUUUGCCAACCUACAGGAUCUCACAAUGUUCUUCAAGAGAUACCUGACACCCAUUGAGAGAGCAGAUGUGAUAAUGGUAUCAUUGGAGACCAUGACCAGCGCCAACACUCAUGACAUCUGGGGGGCUUCCAAGAUGCUGAAGAUGCUCAUGAAGCACUCUGUACCAGAGAUUGGGAAGGUGCAGGACAUCAUUCAGUUCAUUUACUACAACAUGAACGGCAUCACUGAGCCUGCAGCCCAAUCCACCAUACAGAAGUUCUUCUACUCGCUGGCCCACACCUACACCGAUGAAGUUAUCCUGACCCUGUUUAGGAUGGAGGAUGAGUCGCAAAGAGGGGUUCGCAAGCCCUGGGAGAUCCUGGCAUCUUUCCCCAAAGGCUAUGAGGUGAUCAUGGAGCACCUGCUGCAGAGGCUGACUCCGCACCAGGAACCGAGGGACCAGGAGAUGUGCCCCAGAGUUCUGCUCUCUCCGUUGAUUGCCACCAGGGCCAUCCACGAACUCCUUCUGGAACCGAGUCGGCGGAUGGAGGUGCAGAGUUUGUUCCCCUCCCUGUUCACGGCCCUGCUGUUCCGGGUCUCAUUUCUUGUGGUUGAAGAGGACACUGAAGCGCUCCAGGAGCAGCAGCAGGAUGCUGAGUGGAUGGACCCUGUAAGUUGUACCGUGGAGGCCCUGAAGAUGUUGAUGAGAAGCACGGGUUAUGGGGACCAUGUGUCUUAUGUUCAGAAAGUCGGGGGCUGGGAACUGCUCACCAGUCCUGAAAGACACUACGAAGGAGUCACUCAGCUGGCCAGGGCCCUGGUCAUCAGGAACUGUUGGCACAACCGCCCCAUCUUCAGUGUUCUCAUCAACAUCCUCCAGAGACAGGACUACACGAAUCAUUUCACAGCCCUGGUGUUCCUGACCGAGCUGCUCCAAUGCCCGCAUGUGGCGGCCAUUGUGGAUGACACCACUGUCCGCAUCCUGGGGAACUGGUUCAAGUGCAAGGAGCCAGCCACGGUGAAGCUCUUGCUGCAGAUAGUGCAGAUCUUUGCAAAGCAUGGAAACAUGGCACGACAGCUGUCCCUCCUGCAGCCCUACGUGCUCAACUGCUGCUACACCCUGGGCAGCAACCUGGUCCUGGAGACGCUGCUGGCGCUGCGGUGUCUGGUGGAGCACCUCACCUGGCAGCACUCCUCCUCCUUCCUCACGCAGAUCUCCUUCAUCCUCACACCCUUCUUCGAAGAGGAUUCAGAGACUGUGCGCCUGACGGCCUUUGAGAUCUAUGGGACUCUCUUGAACAAGAUCAAGAGGAGUGUCUUGGUGUUCCCCCUCAGACACCAGGUCCUCAACUUGAUAGUCGUCCUCGUGCUCCACCUGGUGGACGUGAAUGCCGAUGUGGCUCAGAUCUGCCGACCCACCCUCUGCCACACAGCCACCAUACUGGGCUGGUCCAAGCUCAAAACCAUAUUUGCCGAGAAAGAUGUGUGGACGAUCCUCAGAGCUCUGCUGGAGCAGGAGACCAGCAGAGCCUCCUGGUUUCUGAAGCAGAGCGUGACCCUCUUCAAGAGCCCCCAGCCCACCAUCCGCCAGGCAGCCGUGUGGUUUGCAGGCCAGAUUAUCCAAACCCUGUCCAAGGAGGAUGUCAGCGACAUUGAGGCGGAGUAUUCAGCCCUCAGGGACAUGCAGACAGACCCUGACCCCACCAUCAGCUGCCUUGCAACACAGACCCUCUACAUCCUGGAAGCAAGGGAGAAGAUGCCAGCCCAGACCUCGACCUCCUGCUUCUGCGGCAGAAGGUCUCGAAAGAGCCGCUUCUGAGCCCUGUCUACUCUGUGACUCUGUCCUGGGUGCGUGACAGCACCAGGAUCCCGAGUCCUGCACUGAGGGUGAGGAUGUGGCCCAGCGGGACAUUUCUAAUAAAAGGUGUGC